Molecule: messenger RNA, 1017 nt
Organism: Saccharomycopsis crataegensis
Lineage: Eukaryota; Fungi; Ascomycota; Saccharomycetes; Ascoideales; Saccharomycopsidaceae
Exons: 1
Coding region: 1-1017 (338 amino acids)
Source: RefSeq, a predicted model, not a curated record
AUGCCAAUAAUCGAUAGUUUGAAAUUGAGAAAUCCUUCAGUUUCUAAUAUUACUAAUAGCAAUACGACUACUAGCAUGUUGCUUGGUCAAAGAAAUGUUAUUGCUGACGGAAAUGAAAAUGGUAAUGCUGGUGUUAACUCCUUAAAUACAUUCUUCAACAAUAAGAUGAGGACCAAUCAGAAUCAUACCUACAACAACAACAACAACAACAACAACAACAACAACAACAACAACAACAACAACAACAACAACAACAACAACAACAACAACAAUCACAAGAAUAAUGGCAAUCGGAAUUAUAAGGUCAAGCUUUUACACAAUACCAAAAGGUAUAAACACCAUUUGAAUUUGAAAAAUGCUUCCUAUUAUUAUUGUAUGAAUUGUUCUUGCUUUAAAUGUUGCAAAGCUAAAAUUUCGAAGGAUUACUGUCCUGGUGAUGUUUUACCUCCAGAAAAUGCGAAUUCCAAUGAUGAUUUGAUACAAGAAUUUGCUAAUGAUGGAAAUGGCACAACGAACGACGAUGACAUCGUUAGUUUUGCUCCUAAUGCAAUUGGAAUAUCGGAAAAUUCAUACAUUAUUGAUGAAAUUGGUGAAAUUGGUGAAAUUGGUGAAAUUGAUGAAAUUGAUGAAAUUGGUGAAAUUGGUGAAAUUGAUGAAAUUGGUGAAAUUGAUGAAAUUGAUGCUUUUGGAUAUAAAUUAAAGCUGAAUGAAAAUCUCCCAACCUAUAGGGAUGCUGUGCUGCCCAAGAAACAUAUAGCUAGAAAUAUGUUGCAAUUGUUGCGCGAUCCUAAAUCUAACUUCUACAGUUUUUUUGUUGGAGAACAUGUUCUUUUGAAGAAUUUUGCUGCUAAAACAGGACAACCUGGUUAUACUGGUCCUUUUGUCGUUCAUGAAGUCCAUGGUAAUUCUUAUGUUCUUCGUACCAAUGCUGGUAAAGUCCCUCCUUUCACUUUUUCAGUUGAACAUCUUCGUCCAAAAUUUGCCUACUAUGGAAAUUCCUCUUCGAACUGUUUCUGA